AUGCCAAAGAACAAAGGAAAGGGCGGUAAGAACCGCAGACGUGGAAAGAAUGAGAACGAAAGUGAAAAGCGAGAACUUGUAUUCAAAGAAGAAGGACAAGAAUAUGCACAAGUGCUAAAAAUGCUGGGAAACGGAAGACUGGAAGCACAAUGUUUCGAUGGUGAAAAACGAUUAGCACAUAUCAGAGGAAAAUUACGUAAAAAAGUUUGGAUUAAUACAGGUGAUAUCAUCCUUUUGUCGUUACGUGAAUUCCAAGAUGAAAAAGCAGAUGUUAUUCAAAAAUAUACUGCCGAUGAAGCUCGUUCUCUCAAGAAAUACGGAGAAUUACCUGAAUCUGCCGAAAUUAACGAAAAUGACGGACAAGGUGAAGAAGGUGACGAUGCUGUCGAAUUCGCUGAAGGUUCUGAUGAUGAAGAAAGCGAUGGAGAUUUGGACGACCUUUGA
This is a messenger RNA of Meira miltonrushii, 444 nucleotides long. Its product is annotated as nucleic acid-binding protein. Lineage: Eukaryota; Fungi; Basidiomycota; Exobasidiomycetes; Exobasidiales; Brachybasidiaceae. The record is from RefSeq and is a predicted model, not a curated record. Gene Ontology annotation, molecular function: RNA binding; translation initiation factor activity. Gene Ontology annotation, cellular component: cytoplasm. Gene Ontology annotation, biological process: translational initiation. The transcript is spliced from 2 exons. The coding region runs from base 1 to 444 and encodes 147 amino acids.